Molecule: messenger RNA, 1409 nt
Organism: Megalops cyprinoides (Indo-Pacific tarpon)
Lineage: Eukaryota; Metazoa; Chordata; Actinopteri; Elopiformes; Megalopidae
Gene: slc35c1
Product: solute carrier family 35 member C1
Exons: 2
Coding region: 206-1288 (360 amino acids)
Biological process (GO): protein O-linked glycosylation via fucose; GDP-fucose import into Golgi lumen
Cellular component (GO): Golgi apparatus
Molecular function (GO): antiporter activity
Source: RefSeq, a predicted model, not a curated record
UCCUGUUGAAUGUAGUCGUUUUAUAAAAGAGACGUUCGCUUUAAGAAGGAGGGUCUCUGAUGUAGACGUGUAAACGGAGCGCCUGUUUGUACUCAGUUCGAUGAUAUUCCAGCAACGUAGUUAGGUUUCUGAGUGGUAUUAGCAACCCAUCACACAGGAACUUGACUAAUUCAUUUCUUUUUUCUUUUCCCCCCCUUUAAACAAAAUGAACAGGAUACAGUUGAAACGAUCGAAAAUUCUCAGAAUGGCUCUAGUCGGCUCCGAUUCCGUGGAUCCGGAUGGAAAGACGGAAACAUUUUUACUGAAAGCCAUCAAAAUAGCAUUUGUGGUGGCACUUUAUUGGUUCGUUUCAAUUACCAUGGUUUUCCUAAAUAACUCUUUGUUGGAUAGCCGACAACUGGACGCUCCUUUGUUUGUUACGUUCUUCCAGUGUCUUGUGACAGUGGGGCUUUGCUGGUGCAUGUACUCUUUGUCAAAACUGUGUCCAGGUGCCGUGGACUUCCCUUCCGUCAAGUUCGACCCCAAGAUCUCGAGAGAGGUCUUGCCUUUGUCUGUCGUUUUCAUCGGGAUGAUCACCUUCAAUAACCUGUGCCUCAAAAAUCUUGGAGUUGCAUUCUACACUGUCGGGCGAUCGCUCAGCACGGUUUUUAAUGUGCUGUUGUCCUAUGUGAUACUCAAGCAAACCACGUCUUUUUAUGCGCUCUUAUGCUGUGGAGUCAUUUUGGGUGGCUUCUGGCUGGGUGUGGACCAGGAGGGAGCGGAAGGGUCCCUUUCCUGGUCAGGAAUCGUGUAUGGGGUGUUGGCCAGUAUGUGCGUGUCCCUGAAUGCUAUCUACACCAAGAAGGUGCUGCCAGUGGUGGACGGCAGCAUAUGGAAGCUCUCCUACUACAACAACAUCAACGCCUGUCUCCUCUUCAUCCCGCUAAUAGCCAUCUUUGGGGAGGUGACCAAGCUGUACAAUUCCAGCAAACUGGGUGACUGGAAUUUCUGGGGUAUGAUGACCCUUGGUGGCGUGUUUGGGUUUGCCAUUGGCUAUGUCACAGGGCUUCAGAUCAAAUUCACCAGUCCUCUGACGCACAAUGUGUCUGGCACCGCCAAGGCUUGUGCUCAGACUGUCCUGGCAGUACUGUAUUACGCCAGUGUAAAGAGCUUCCUGUGGUGGACAAGUAAUGCCAUGGUUUUGGGUGGCUCCUUUGCCUACACAUGGGUCAAAGGGCUGGAAAUGAAGAAGACUCAGGAGGAGCCACAGCCCAGAAGUAAAACUGAUAAAAAUGAUGCAGGUGUAUAGAAAGGGGACCCUGAGGUAUGACUUAUGGAUGUGUAUGAAGUAUGAUGAAAGAAUGUAAAGACUCAUGAGUCUUUUCUCAAGCAAUGUAGGUUUAGAGGUGGCCUUCCUCAUUCAACCUGAU